AGGGUUCUGCAGUGCUCCAGACAGCGAGUUUUGAAGCAGGAUGGGAAAAAGACGCUGUGUUCCUCCACUUGAGCCCAAGCUGGCAGCUGGCUGUUGUGGGGUAAAGAAGCCCAAAUUGUCGGGGAGCGGAACGCACAGUCAUGGGAAUCAGACCACAACUGUACCGGGCUCCAGUUCAGGUCCUCUCCAGAACCACCAGCAUACAGACGGGAAUAAUGGAAGGGAGAACGUAUCUGACUUGACUUUGGGCCCAGGAAACUCUCCAAUUACUCGAAUGAAUCCCACUUCAGGAGCUCUGAGCCCACUUACUCGGCCCAAUGGAACUGCCAACAGCACCAAGAACCUGGUGGUGACAGCAGAGAUGUGCUGCUACUGCUUCGAUGUACUCUACUGUCAUCUCUAUGGUUUCCCUCAGCCACGACUUCCUCGAUUUACCAAUGACCCCUAUCCGCUCUUUGUGACGUGGAAGACGGGGCGAGACAAGCGGCUUCGUGGCUGCAUCGGGACCUUUUCAGCCAUGAAUCUUCACACAGGACUCAGGGAAUACACAUUAACCAGUGCACUUAAGGACAGCCGAUUCCCCCCCCUGACUCGCGAGGAGCUGCCCAAACUCUUCUGCUCUGUCUCCCUCCUCACUAACUUUGAGGAUGCCAGUGACUACCUGGACUGGGAGGUUGGGAUCCAUGGGAUCAGAAUAGAGUUCAUCAAUGAGAAAGGUGUCAAACGCACAGCCACGUAUUUACCUGAGGUUGCUAAGGAACAAGACUGGGAUCAGAUCCAGACCAUAGACUCCUUACUCAGGAAAGGUGGCUUUAAGGCUCCAAUUACCAAUGAUUUUAGGAAAACGAUUAAACUCACCAGGUACCGCAGUGAGAAGGUGACAAUCAGUUACGCGGAAUACAUGGCUUCCCGUCAGCAUUGUUUCCAGAAUGGCACUCUUCAUGCCCCCCCCCUCUACAAUCAUUACUCCUGACACACGGCUGCAUGACCAGUCCCACUCCCCAGUUGCUGCCAACGGCUACGACAUCAUUGGGGCAGAUGCCUCCUCUUCCUGGUCCAGUUACUUCUAUUACUGCACCAUUUUAUGAUGCUAGCUUCCGUUGCCAAGUCUGCCUUCCAGCUGACCUGGGGGGAGGACGAGAGCAUGACAGAACUUCAGGGGCCCAAGCCUUAUCUCAGCCUUCCCUCCAGACGGGGGUUCAGUUGGAUUGGGGCUCCAUGCCUACGAGCUGUCGUGAGGUGCAGAAGACCUCGAGGAGUGAAAGUGCCGCUUUGGACCGAUCCGUUCUUUGUGUUACCGACACUCCGGAAACUUGAGUUGUUUGUUAUGGAAGCCCCCCAGAUCAAGUAGGAGCAUUCCCCUGGCAGCCUGGGCAACGGAGUCCAACAAAACAU
Molecule: messenger RNA, 1395 nt
Organism: Tauraco erythrolophus (red-crested turaco)
Lineage: Eukaryota; Metazoa; Chordata; Aves; Musophagiformes; Musophagidae
Source: RefSeq, a predicted model, not a curated record